AUGGUCACCAAGGCAUUGCUCAUUGCUGCGCUCAGCAGCAUAGUGUUGGCUGCACCCCUUGAGGGAUCUGUCGAGGGGCGUCAGUCUUGCGCUUCUCUUUAUGGGCAAUGUGGCGGCAUAGGUUGGUCUGGCGCGACCUGCUGUUCCAGUGGUGUGUGUACUAUAGGCAAUGAUUAUUAUUCCCAAUGCUUGCCUGGCAGUGCCACGACCACUUCAGCAGGAACUUCGGCUGGUACUACCUCCCGCACAUCGACAUCGACCGCCGUUUCGUCUACCUCGACAAAGGUCUCCUCCACUUCAACCAAAGCCUCGACGACGACCACGGCGCCUGUCGGAAGUGGAACAGCUACUUGGAGUGGCAAUCCUUUUUCUGGAGUCCAGCAAUGGGCAAACAGCUACUAUGCCUCCGAGGUAACUGCCUAUGCCGUUCCUACACUCGGCGCAAAGGCAGCGGCUGUUGCUAAAGUACCCAGCUUUAUGUGGCUCACAUUGGCCGACAUCCGUGCGGCGAACCUGGCUGGUGCCAGCCCGCAGAACGCUGCUAUAUUCGUCGUUUACGAUCUUCCGGAUCGUGACUGUGCUGCAGCAGCAUCCAACGGCGAGUACUCAAUUGCCAAUAACGGUAUUGCCAAUUACAAGAACUAUAUCGACACCAUUGUUGCCAUCGUGAAGAAGUACUCUGACAUUCGCAUUUUGCUAGUCGUUGAACCCGAUAGCUUGGCUAACUUGGUAACUAACCUGAGCGUGGCAAAGUGCUCCAACGCUCAGGCGGCAUACCUCGAAUGUGUCAACUAUGCCGUGACCAAACUGAACCUUCCCAACGUCGCAAUGUAUCUUGAUGCUGGCCACGCAGGUUGGCUCGGCUGGCCCGCUAACCUGUCCCCUGCUGCCACGCUCUUUGCCAAAGUGUAUACGGACGCUGGCUCGCCUGCUGCUCUUCGUGGCCUUGCUACCAACGUUGCAAACUACAAUGCUUGGAGCGUCAGCUCGGCUCCGUCAUAUACUCAGGGCAACGCCAACUACGACGAGUCGCACUAUGUCGCCGCCAUCGCUCCUCUCCUGACAGCAGCGGGUUGGAAUGCUCACUUUAUCACCGAUACCGGUCGCAGCGGCAAGCAGCCUACUGGACAGCUUGCUUGGGGUGACUGGUGCAAUGUCAUUGGCACUGGAUUUGGCACUCGCCCGACUGCUGUCACUCCUAGCACGUUGCUCGACGCUUUCGUCUGGAUCAAGCCAGGUGGUGAGUGCGAUGGUACAAGCAACACUACCGCUACUCGCUAUGACUACCACUGCGGCCUUGCCGACGCCCUGCAGCCUGCGCCCGAGGCUGGUUCGUGGUUUGAGGCAUACUUUGAGCAGCUGUUUAACAACGCCAACCCUUCUUUCUCUUAG
Molecule: messenger RNA, 1392 nt
Organism: Truncatella angustata
Lineage: Eukaryota; Fungi; Ascomycota; Sordariomycetes; Amphisphaeriales; Sporocadaceae
Product: glycoside hydrolase family 6 protein
Exons: 4
Coding region: 1-1392 (463 amino acids)
Biological process (GO): cellulose catabolic process
Cellular component (GO): extracellular region
Molecular function (GO): hydrolase activity, hydrolyzing O-glycosyl compounds; cellulose binding
Source: RefSeq, a predicted model, not a curated record